GAUUCUUAUGACGUCAUCACUCAACGACAAAACAUGGCGGAGGCUGCUGUUGAAGAAAGUAGGACUGAAUCAAAUAAGUUUUACUGCCAUAGCUGUUCCGAAGAAAUUGACCCCAAACCUGAUUUUACUUGUCCCAAGUGUGAUAAUGGAUUUAUUGAAGAAUUAACAGGGGAGUUAGCUGAGAGCUCCAGUCCUCAGCCAUCACAGGAACGGGACCCUGCUGCACAAUUUACAGAGCUUUGGGGAAGAGCUUUCUUAGAAAGUUUUCAAUCUCAGUCUGGAGCUGGAUCUUCAAACAAUACACAGAAUGGUGGGGAGUCUGAAUCUGACGAGGAGGAGAGCCGGCCUCAAACUAGGUCCCUGAGGCCUCGACCUUUGACCCGCAUUUCAGUAAGGACAGGUGGACCAAGAACCAGACAAAUGAGACAACCACAGUAUUUACAUGGGCUUUUACAGUUGUUUGUUGACAGACUAACUGGUGAAAUGGGACAACCAAUGAACUUUAUGACACUUCAUGGGAACCCAGCUGAUUAUGCCUGGGGUGUCGGGGGUUUAGACAACAUUAUAACACAGCUGCUAAAUCAACUAGAGGGAUCUGGACCUGCCCCUGCUGAGAAAUGUAAAAUAGAUUCAUUACCAACUGUCAAAAUCACCCAGGUUCAAGUCGAUAGUAUCUUACAAUGUUCAAUAUGCAUGGAGGAUUUUAGUUUAGAUGAAGAUGCAAAAAAAUUACCCUGUGAACACCAUUAUCACAAAGUGUGCAUUGUUACCUGGCUAGAAAUGCAUGGGACGUGUCCUGUAUGUAGAAUUGACUUGAAUGGUGAAGAUAGUUCCCUGAAAAAUGACGACAGUUUAUAUUCUGAACUACAGAAUGUUAGGAGUGAUCCUUCAGAGCCUCCGGAGUGAUGACAGACUGUGUUGUAUUGUUUAUUAAGUACUGUGAUUUUACUGUGUCAUUUUAACAAAGACAAAGUUAAGGUGACUGUUAACAUUUAAAUACUGUUCUUCAGAAAAUGUGAGAGUUAAUUUCUUACAUAUUUUGCAUAUAACAUACAUUUGCAUUGAUAUAAUGAUAUGAAUGUGCAUUGACAUGUAGGCCUAUUUCUUUAUUUUUUUUUUUUCACUUGCCGAGGUAGGUGACCUUUUGCUCUCUGUUUUAAUCUAUGGUUGUCCGUUACAUAAUCUUUUCACACUUUCAGUAGAGCUCAUAAUUUAAAAAAAUAUCUGAAUCAACGUUGCAUGAGAUGCCUGCAUGUAAAUUCAACCUUUAAUGGCCCGUUAUGAAGGAGGGAUCGGUAUUUUGUAAUGUACAUGUAAUCAUGAUAGUAUGAAGAAAUAUGAGGAAAAACCCUGUUAACCAACAAGAGCACAGUUUGUCAUAUUGAUGUAAAAUGUUCUUGUGUAUGUACAUGUAAUUAUAUUAUUGCCAUAAUAUUUUUAAAUCAAGAUGCUCUAUAUUAGGACUCUGAAGGUAUAGGUUGCAAAAUAAAACAUGUUGUUUUGAAAAAAACUUGCCUUGUAAACCUUAGGUAAACAUUGAGGGUCAUGGCAUCUUUUUUCUAACUAUAAAUACUUGUAGUAAUUUUUAUUGAAAACUGAAAAAUUAUUGAAUCUAUAAACAUUGCUAGAUGAUGUAUUGGAAACUUAAGAUUUAUUCAUUUGUUAACUUUGUUGCUUUAAGAGAAAGGCUAGGAGAAUGUAUUCAAUUUCUAAUGACCAUUGUUUUGUUUCAUCAUUAUUACACAUUUUUGGCAUUGUAUCUAAAGGCAAAAAAGUGUACUUUUCUUUGAGUUUGCAUUCAUCCAUUCAGACCACUAGUGAUUUCAAAUGGAUUGAAGAUUUCCAUGUGUCAGAUCUUAUUCCACUGCAAAAUUCACAAUAUCAGUAUAUUUAAGACUGUUGUUGCUAAAGAUUUGAUGAGCAAAAGUAUAAGAGAAUUGGAUUUCUAAAAUACAUUGAAUUGUAUUUGCAAAGAGAAAUAUGCAUAUUAUAUUCAGAGGUUAACAUUUACUAUCUUCAACUUACAUAUUAUGGAACAGAACUUUAAAAAUGUUAAUAUGAAUGACAGUCACUUGUAGCCAUUUGUUCUUGUUAGAUGAUUCCAGUCAUGUUCUCAACUGAAUGAUGGCAUUUUGUGUCCUUAAAUUUGUACUAACAUGCCAUAUUGAAUGUUGUUAUAAAUAUUGUUUGGGGCUUAUGCAUAUUACACAAUUGAAAAAUAUAUGUGCAGAUUGUAAUUUUGCUUUCAUUACCUAGAGUUUAUACUAACAGUGGUACUUCAGGUUAUACCAUUGUUUUACUAGUACAUGUAUUUUAUACUGUUUGAAUUUUUUAAAAAUUGAAUUUGUUUACCAUACAAGCCCCCAAGUUAUGUUAUUUUAUCAUUAUUUAAUUGUUUCCAACACUUGAAAUGUGUGUCCAGAAUACAAUAGUGUAGUAGCAACUUUUAUUUUGGAUUUAAAAAUAAAUUUGUAUUUAGAUAUUUGUGGGCACACAGCCCAACAAUUAUUCAUGUAGAUUCUUCUUUGAGCUAAAGAGAAUGAAAUUGCCAUUAUCUUAUUUUAUAUUUAUUUAAAGGACAUUUCCAAUUGAUGUGACCUGUAAUACUUGUUUUUCCUCUCACAAAUAACACCAAAGUUUUGUAUGGAGAGAUUGAAGGGGAAUUUAAAAUAAACAUUGAUAUGAUUGUG
Molecule: messenger RNA, 2690 nt
Organism: Saccostrea cuccullata (small rock oyster)
Lineage: Eukaryota; Metazoa; Mollusca; Bivalvia; Ostreida; Ostreidae
Product: E3 ubiquitin-protein ligase RNF115-like
Exons: 9
Coding region: 34-906 (290 amino acids)
Biological process (GO): protein ubiquitination
Cellular component (GO): cytoplasm
Molecular function (GO): ubiquitin protein ligase activity
Source: RefSeq, a predicted model, not a curated record